Molecule: messenger RNA, 789 nt
Organism: Penicillium riverlandense
Lineage: Eukaryota; Fungi; Ascomycota; Eurotiomycetes; Eurotiales; Aspergillaceae
Product: SGNH/GDSL hydrolase family protein
Exons: 1
Coding region: 1-789 (262 amino acids)
Source: RefSeq, a predicted model, not a curated record
AUGGCUCACCCAAACCCCCUCACGUCCGAUAAAAUCAUCCUCUUCGGCGACUCCCUGACCGAACAAAGCUGGAACCAAGAAUUCCUCUUCAAUAUCUCGCCAGCAUUGCAACAUGAGUAUUUUCGCAAGUUACAAAUCGUUACGCAUGGCUAUGGGGGCUAUAAUAGUGAACAUGCACGACAUAUUCUGGAACCCAUGCUCGACGCCGAAACAGCUGGGGGCAGUCGAAUCAGGUUACUAGUGAUCUUCUUCGGAACCAACGAUGCGGUCGAAGCUGCAAAUACUCGGCAGCAUAUUCCUAUGCAACGCUAUGCUGAGAAUGUGCGAUUUCUGACGAUCAAGGCACUAGAUCGUGGUAUCAACGUGAUCUUGGUUGGGCCAGCUCUCGUUGGGAAAGACGUUCUGGAUCGCUCCAACGAAACGAACAGGACAUACUCGCAGGCUGUGAAGCACGUCGCGCAAGAACAUGAUGUGCCGUUUGUGGAUUUGUGGACUGCAUUCCAUACGUACACCAGAUCAUCGUCCAACAGCGACGGCCGCAAAAGCGGCAAAGAGAGCGUCGACGCGAACGGGACAAAUAACUUGACCGAUCUUCUUGCGCCGGAUGGAGUGCAUUUCUCUGGCCAGGGAUAUCACAUUUACUAUAAGCUACUCCUUCGCACUAUCCGCGAAUCGUUUCCUCCUCUGCGACCAGAGAAUUUGCCUACCGUCCUGCCGCAUAUUUUCGAUAUCGACGAGACGGAUUUGCCAGAGUCUCUAUGGCGCCCUGUUGCGACAAAGAACCAUUAG